Molecule: messenger RNA, 1299 nt
Organism: Hevea brasiliensis (rubber tree)
Lineage: Eukaryota; Viridiplantae; Streptophyta; Magnoliopsida; Malpighiales; Euphorbiaceae
Product: chromatin remodeling protein EBS
Exons: 6
Coding region: 262-972 (236 amino acids)
Molecular function (GO): chromatin binding
Source: RefSeq, a predicted model, not a curated record
CACAUCCCAACAAAGCUCCUCUUACACGCUCUCGCUGUUUCUCUCUAUCUGUCUCUCUCUCUGAGCUAGCUAAGCUGCUCUUCUCAGCUUCUAGGGUUUCUUUUCUUUUCCUUCUCCUUUACCAGGGAGCUGAAACGUCACCAAAACCUUCUUCUUAAUCGUGCACAUUUUACCUUUUAAUCUCCACAUUUCACCUCCAUUAUCGCUUUGUAUCUUCAAACGAAAUCCAAGCCCCUCCACACCACCAAUACCAAUCGAUUCAUGGCCAAAACCAAACCUGGCAAAAAGGACCUUGAUUCCUACACUAUCAAAGGCACCAACAAAGUUGUUCGACCUGGUGACUGUGUGUUGAUGCGCCCAUCGGACUCCGAUAAGCCUCCCUACGUGGCGCGUGUUGAGAAAAUUGAGGCCGAUCAUCGCAAUAACGUCAAAGUCCGGGUCAGAUGGUACUAUAGGCCUGAGGAGUCAAUCGGUGGCCGCCGUCAAUUCCAUGGGGCGAAAGAGCUCUUCUUAUCGGACCAUUACGAUGUGCAAAGUGCACACACAAUUGAAGGCAAGUGCAUAGUGCAUUCCUUCAAGAACUACACUAAGCUUGAAAAUGUUGGAGCUGAGGAUUACUUUUGUAGAUUCGAAUACAAGGCUGCAACUGGCGGGUUCACCCCUGACCGCGUAGCUGUGUACUGUAAAUGUGAGAUGCCAUACAAUCCAGAUGAUCUAAUGGUGCAGUGCGAGGGUUGCAAAGAUUGGUUUCAUCCUUCUUGUAUGGGUAUGACAAUUGAAGAAGCCAAAAAAUUGGAUCACUUUCUUUGUUCUGACUGUUCCUCUGAUGAUGAUGCCAAAAGAUCAUUGAAUGCAUUCCCAGUAUCACCAUCUGUUGAGGCCAAGGAAUGUGUUGAUUUCUCAACCUUGGUGCUUAAGAGAGCUUUUUCACUGUGCAAUCAAAGUUUUAUUUUGUCACCUAUAGGGAUGUAACUAAUGGUGGAGACAAAGAGAAGGAAGAGAUGACUGAUAAUUGUGAUGUGUGACAGGGAGGUACUUUUCUUGCAAAUUAGCUCCAGUAUCUUCUUGUUGCCCUGUAGUUGAAUUGUACAGUCCUGAGAAGAUGCUAUAUUUGCACAAACGAGAGGCUUUAUUAUUAUUUAUCAUUUGCUAGUGUUUGUACGUGUGAAUGGACUUUGAUGGUCUUUUAUCCCCAGUGAUAUCCUCAAGGGUACUGUUCCAAAAACUGCAGUAUCUUAUUUAUGCGCCCAUGAUGAUAAAAACAAACUAAACAUCUAGAACACCUUGGGUUUAUUGUGA